Messenger RNA from Ruditapes philippinarum (Manila clam), 9040 nucleotides. RefSeq lists its product as uncharacterized. The coding region runs from base 13 to 7803 and encodes 2596 amino acids. The record is from RefSeq and is a predicted model, not a curated record. The transcript has 12 exons. Lineage: Eukaryota; Metazoa; Mollusca; Bivalvia; Venerida; Veneridae.
CUGGAAAUCGUCAUGACGUCAUCAAUGUGGUUUGGCGUCCUUCCGGCGCUCGUGCUCAUGGCAGGUUUCGCGGCAGUCAACGGCGAAGACUGCGGGCAGGAUCCCAUCACACAGGUUUGUUGUAAUGGGAAACCGUUUCCAAGGACAGGGGACCAAACAUGUUGCUGUGGUGAUAAAGGAACAUUCGACCCAAAGGAUAAAAUUUGCUGCGGUGGUAACAUCGAGGAGAGAUCUGGAAUUUUCGUCGGGACUGACUGUUGCUCAUGCGGAUUGGCUAAAAGUGAUAUCAUAUUUGUUGCUGACUCCAGCUCUAGCAUCAGGGCAAACAACUGGGUAAACCUGCGAAACUUUAUGGCAGGAGUUGUAGAAGGUGUUGAAGCUGAUAAGGCAGUACACAUCGGUCUGUUGACGUACAGUCACAACACAACUAUCUGGUUCCAUCUGAAUAAAUACACGGAGACAGCCGACAUUAUUGACGCUAUAUUGAAUGUACCAUACCAGCAAGGGACGACUAAAACCGGACAAGCUUUGGCACUUGUUCGCUCGGACAUGUUUGUAGCCGGUAAAGGUGACAGAGCCGGUGUACAGAAUGUCGUUAUAUUGUUGACAGACGGAAUGUCAGAUGACGAGAGUAAAACAGUUGCUGCAGCCGCUGAUCUAAAAGCUGACGGAGUUCGUAUUAUAGGAAUUGGAAUUGAUGAUAACUUUAUCCCAAACAACGGACCUGAAGAAGAAUUAAACCAAGUUGUUUCUACACCUAUAGAAGAUAAUCUAUUUAUGGUAUCCGACUUUGAAGCCUCCCUGAAAGUAAUUACCAAGGACCUAUUUACCACUAUUUGCGACGAUCGACCGAUACCUCCAAUAAAACUGGAGAUGUGCGGAUUCCACACAUAUGACCCCAAAACUGAGAUUUGCUGUCUAUGGACUGUAAACCCUCGAGUGUAUGGUAGUGACACAGUGUGCUGCGGAUCCUCAACCAUGAAUCGAAAAACAGAAAUUUGUUGUAAAAAUGGCAACCCACAGCCACGUGUUGGUGGAGACAAUACCAAAUGUUGCUGUUAUGAUUCGUACGACCCAGAGAGGUCACUUUGCUGCGUUGGAAGUGUACAACCAAAGAUAGGCGGAGAAUUUGCAACAUGCUGUGGAAAUGUUAGUUACAACAGAAUGACACAAUUCUGCUGCCAUGCUAUGCUUUACCCGGAACCCUAUCAUCCAAAAUGCUACGACUGUAAGUACAAUAUGCCUGUACCAACGUUUAAUGAACAGACGCACGUUUGCUGCAACGGAAAUGUCCAAGAAGCUGUAGCCGGAAAUCUCACAUGCUGUUGCGAAGAAACGCCUUUCGAUCCGACAAAUAAAAUUUGUUGCGGUAAGAAAAUACAAGAGAGGACUGCUGGAGACAUUUCCUUAUGCUGUGGUAAUAAAAACAUAGACCCUGUAACACAAAUUUGUUGUGAUGGUGUUGUACGGCCGAUGGAAAGUAUAAACAUGACACGAUGUUGUGGUACAGUUGGUUAUAAUAGAAACCAGGAAUUAUGUUGCGAUGACCAUUCUCUCGUUCCACUUUCUUCAAUUUCCGACAAUUGUUGUUGCGGAAAUAAAUCAUACGCACCAGAUACACAUAUUUGCUGUAACGGUAACAAACAACCGAGGUAUGCUGCAGGCACACAAUGCUGUGGCAUGAUAAGCUUUGAUUCUUCAAGGUUUUUAUGUUGCGAAGGCAAAGUGCAGAAACUUCUUGGAAAAAUGAAUACAAGAUGCUGCGGACAGGAAAGCUAUAAUCCGGCUGGUUAUAUAUGUUGUGGCAGAGAAGUAAGAAGGAAAGUUAAUACUAGUGAUGACGCUUGUUGUGGUGAAAAAACCUUUGAUACUAAAACACAAGUGUGUUGUUACGGACGACCAGGGCCUGCGUUUGCGAUGGGAACAAAAUGCUGUGGUCUUAAAAGCUAUGAUAUUUCAACUUCAAUUUGUUGCAAUGAUAGAGUAUAUGAAAACCAAAUUGGAACAUUUAUGCAAUGCUGUGACGAUCAUCCAUAUAAUGCUGUAUCGCAUAUAUGUUGCGAUGGUGUGCGUAUAACUGAAAAGAAAAAUAUACAAGACAAUUGUUGUUGCGGAAAAAGUACUAUUAACACGAUGGACGAAAUUUGUUGUGACGAUAAUCCCCAACCGAAACAAGGCUCGAAAACCUCUUGCUGCGGAAAAAUAAGUUUUGAUUCGGAUAGUUAUAUAUGUUGCGGUGUUGUGUUGGUACCGAUCAACAAAACCGGAGACACCUGGUGUUGUGGUAAAACUACAAUCAACUCAGAAGAUGAGGUGUGCUGUAGCAAUACCCCACAACCUCGCCGAGGACCAAAUACAUUUUGCUGUCGCCACGAAAGCUACGAUGGCGACACUCAAAUGUGUUGUGAUGGUAUUGUCAGGGACAAGAAAGAUGACAAUGACGACUGUUGCUGUGGUGAAACUACUUUAAAUGCGUUUAAAGAAGUGUGUUGUCAUGGUAUUCCGCAAAGAGUGGAAGACGCAAAGUAUGGAAUGUGUUGUAAAAAGACUGGUUUCGACAGCCGCUUUGCACUUUGCUGCGAUGGUGAAGUUGUGCGAAAGGCAGAAACGAAAGAUGACUGCUGCUGCGGAAAUUCUACGAUCAAUACUGCUACACAAAUUUGUUGUGAAAAAAAUCCACAAAAAUUAAAAAAUGGCAAACUAACAAAAUGCUGCAAAGAUAUCAGCUAUGAUUCGGUGAACGAAAUUUGCUGUAAAGAUAAGGUUAUUAAGAAGAAAAAUAAGUUAGAUGAUUGCUGUUGUGGAGACGACUCAUCAAUGAAUGUAGAAACGGAGAUAUGUUGUUUAGAUAAAGUCAGACCAAGAAAGGGAGCAGGCAGAGAAGCCAAAUGUUGUAUGACAGAUAGCUAUAACCCAGCCGAUGAGAUUUGUUGUGAUGGAAAAGAACUUCGUAAAAGGAAAAAUACAAAAGAUAAUUGCUGUUGUGGUAAUACAACAAUGAACACUUUAACUCAUAUUUGUUGUAAAGGAGAGGUUCAACCCUUACAUGAAAACUAUACUAUGUGUUGUAAUGAUAAAAGUUAUAAUACAGAGACACAUUUGUGUUGCAAAGGAAAAGUCGUGAAGAAAGACAAUAGUAAUGAUAAUGGAUGCUGUGGAGAUAAAUCAAUAAAUACAAGGAAUCAGGUUUGUUGCGAGGGUGUCCCAAGGAGAAAUUUUGGACCUAUGACAGACUGUUGUGGAGAUGAAAGCUACGACCGAUUAAGACAUAUGUGUUGCAAUGGAACAAUUGUGAAGAAAAAAACAGAGGAUGAUAACUGUUGUUGUGGAUCAGCAACAAUUGAUACUUCUUUGCAAGUUUGCUGUGAAGAAAACCCACAGGACUCAUUUGGUCCAAUGACAAGAUGUUGCGGGGAUAAAAGUUAUGAUCCCGUGAAUUUCCUUUGUUGUGAAGGCAAGGUUAUAGAAAAACGCACUUCAGAUGACAAUUGGUGUUGUGGAUUGCGUCCAAUGAAUACUAAAGACGAUAUUUGUUGCAAUAUGGUUGUACAAGAAGCUCCUGUAGGUCCGUUAUUGUCCAAAUGUUGUAAUAAAAAGAGUUUUGACCCGAAAAGCCAUAUAUGCUGUGAUGAUGAAGUCAUUGAGAAAGAUGAGACGGAGGAUAACUGUUGUUGCGGAAAAUCAACUUUUAAUACAGAAACAGAUGUCUGUUGCCAAGGUACAACAAAACAACCAAAACGGGACGGACCAACUAAAUGCUGCGAAGAGGAGAGCUAUAAUACAGAUAAUUUCCUGUGUUGUGAGAAAGGUCCGAUGGAAAAAAGAAAUACGGAAGAUGAUUGUUGCUGUGGUGACACAACAAUUAAUUCUAAAACAGAAUUUUGUUGCAUGGGUGUUCCAAAUAAACUGUACGAGGAGUUUACAGAUUGCUGUGGAUCCGAAAGCUUUGAUAAACGGGUAACUGUUUGCUGUGCGAACCAGCAAAUGAUAACAAAGAAGAAUAAAAAUGAUGACUGCUGUUGUGGAAAUAAAACUUUUGAUUCGGAAAACGAGAUGUGCUGUGACGGAAGUCCUGUCAAAUUGAAGAACGGAAAACAUUCAAAAUGUUGUGGUCGCCUUGCAUAUGAUUCGGAAAAUGAAAUGUGUUGUAAUGAAAGUAUAAGGACGAAGAAUAAGACAAGCGAUAAUUGUUGUUGUGGAGAAACAACAAUGACUACAAGUAAACAAAUUUGUUGUAAUGGUAAUCCUAAGCCAAAGGUAGCAGGAGAAAAAACAAGAUGUUGCAAAGAUACAAGUUAUGAUCCUGAAAGUUUUAUUUGCUGUGAUGGAGAAAGAUUAAACGAAAAACGUAAAUCUACAGAUGAUUGGUGUUGUGGGUCUUCUUCAAUGGAUUCUAAAUCAGAAAUUUGUUGUGAUGGUGUGCCAGCGGAUGCCGUUGCAGGUGAAAAAACAUUGUGUUGUGGAAAAGGAAGUUAUAAUCCUGAGACACACCUAUGCUGUGCUCAUGAUGAGAUCAGACAAAAAGAAAAAGAAGGGGACAAUUGGUGUUGUGGAAAAACAACAAUGAAUAAUGUCAACCAAGUUUGUUGUCAAGGAACAACUCCUCAAGACAAAAAAGGCGACGCAACAAGAUGUUGUGGUUUAGUCAGUUACGACUCUACUUCACAUGUAUGCUGUGAAAAUGAGGUAGUGAAGAAAAAGAAAAACAGUGAUAAUAGCUGCUGUGGAAAGAAACCAAUAACCGCUGGUAUUGACAUGUGCUGCAUGAAUAUACCACAGGAUGGAGGUCCAUUUAUGUCAUGUUGUCUGGAAAAAAGCUAUGAUACUCGAAGCCAACUUUGCUGUGAAGGAGAAAUUAGAAACAAAACAAAACCAGAGGAUGACUGUUGCUGUGGAAAAACAUGUUUCGACGCAAAUUCAGAAAUAUGCUGUAUAGAUACCCCUCAGCCAUUUAUGGGGGGAUUCGUAAAUACACGAUGUUGUAACAGAAAAAGCUUUAAUGUAAAGACACAAUUGUGCUGUGAUGGAAAGAUGAUCAUCAAUAAAACAAAAGAAGAAGACAAUUGUUGUUGUGAUAAAAAAUCAUUCAACGCAGAGACUGAUGUUUGUUGCCAAGGUGAAAUGGUACAAACUGGCUUUGGAAAUCCGAAGGAAGCGAAAUGUUGUGGGAUUUAUAGCUAUCUUCCUAAAAAACAAAUUUGUUGCAAUGAUGAAGUUAGAAAUAAAACCUCAGAGGAAGAUAAUUGUUGCUGUGGAAAAGAUACUUAUAAUACAGAAAACAAUGUCUGUUGCGACGGUAAAUUUGUACAGUCAUCUUAUGGUCCAGCAACAGAAUGUUGCGAGCAUGAGAGCUUUGAUCCAAAUGAAUUUAUUUGUUGCUCUAAAACCCUUAUAAAAAAGAAGAAUCCCGAGGACGAUUGUUGUUGUGGAGAAACUUCAAUAAAUUCGAAAUCAGAAAUUUGCUGUAUGGAUACACCACAACCAAUGGAAAAUCCCGAAUUCACAACUUGUUGUGGAAAUGAAAGUUUCAACUCGCAAACACAUAUGUGCUGCAAAGAUGGAGUUAAGAAAAAACGUAAUAAACCAGAAGAUGAUGGAUGUUGUGGUGAAACCACUUUUGAUACAAAAACAGAACUUUGCUGUGAUGGUGUACCACAGGAUUUAAAAAAUAGAGAAUUUACUAAAUGCUGCAAAAAAGUGAGCUAUGAUUCCGUGAAAUUUAUGUGUUGUGAAGGAGAAAUGAGAGAAAAGACAACAGACGAGGACAACUGCUGUUGUGGAAAGACUACUAUUAAUACUAACUCACAGAUUUGUUGUAACGAUAUGCCUGCAGAUAUCGUUGGAAAUAUUACGCUUUGUUGUGGAAUUGAAAGUUACUCGCCAAAUGAUAAGAUAUGCUGCGAUGGAGUUAGACUUGUAGACAAAGAAAAUGACGAUGAUGAUAUGUGUUGUGGUAGAAACAGGACGAUAAAUAUAGCAAAUGAUAUUUGCUGUGAUGGUGUGCCACAAGAAAGAAUAGGAGGUAGAUUCUGUUCGUGCUGUGGGCAGAAAAGUUAUGACACAAGAAAACAUUUAUGUUGUGAUGAAAGGCUUAUUGAAAAAAGAAGAAAGACCGAUGACUGUUGUUGCAAAGAAACAACAAUGAACGCUGAAGAGGAGGUAUGUUGUAAUGGAGUACCAAGUAAACCUAUCGGAAAUAUCAAGUUUGGAUCUUGUUGCGGUGAUGAAAGUAUGAAUACUGAGCUUCAAUUAUGUUGCGACGAGAGUGUCAGAAUGAAAGUAAACGAAACAGAUGAUUGCUGCUGCGGAAAGUCGACUAUUAAUACGAAAACACAAGUCUGUUGCAGUGAAGUACCCCAGCUUAAGGUAGCAGGAAAAGAAACACGAUGUUGCUAUGCAAAGAGCUAUAAUCCUGAAACUGAGCUUUGCUGCGAUAACAAAAUGGUUCGAAUAAAAAAUAGCACGGACGAGAAUUGCUGUUGUGGAAAAUUUGCAAUAAACACAAACACUCAUAUUUGCUGCGAUGACUUCCCACAGCCGAUAUAUGGCACAAAUACGAAAUGUUGUGGAACCACUAGCUAUGACGGAGAUAAAUUUCUUUGUUGUGAUAGAAAUAUCCUUAAUGAAAAAUCAGAUAUAGAUGAUAACUGCUGUUGUGGAAGGCAAACAAUUAAUACUGAGAAACAGCUAUGUUGUGACGACAAACCUGCACCACGAUUUGGUCCAAAUUCAGGUUGUUGUGGUGCAAAUGGCUUUAACAAAACUGGCUACGUGUGCUGUGAUGGAGAAGUGGUUGAAAUGACAAAACCUGGUGAUAACAUGUGUUGCAAAAAUAGAACCUUUAAUCCUGUAACGGGAAUGUGUUGCAUUGAUAUGGUAAGCGACAGACCAGCAGGUCCAGAAUCUAUGUGCUGUGGCAGAAUACCUUUUAAUCCAAAAACUGAAAUAUGUUGUAGAAACGAGUUAAUAAUUAAAAAAACUAAUAAUGAUGACAACUGUUGUUGCGGUAUCAUGACAUACAACACAGCCAAUGAAACGUGCUGCGACAUGGAGACAGGUCCGAUCGAAUCAGCUGAUCCAAAAGAUACGCAAUGUUGUGGUAAGAAAUCGUUUAACGUUAAUACACAUAUAUGUUGUAAUGGAACAAAACAAGUAGCAUCCGGAGGAAAAAGAAAUACAAGAUGCUGUGGAAGCGAGGCUUAUAAUACCGAGACUCAUGUUUGUUGCGAUGGUGAAAGGAUCAAGAAGAAUAAUACUGGUGAUGUAUGGUGUUGCGGAAAGAGCACAUACAACCCUGCGACACAAGUAUGUUGUCCUCAUGAACCGCAUGAUGUCCCACAACCUGUGAAACUUUCAAAAGUAACAAGAUGUUGUAAUGGUAUAAGUUAUGAUCCUAAUAUAGACAUAUGCUGCGAAGGUGUGAUACAACAUGCUUGGCUAGGACUUCAGACCCGUUGCUGUGGAUCAAGAAGUUAUAAUCCAGAGAAAGGUCUUUGUUGUAACGGAACAAUGGUACCAAAAGUAAGAGUUCCAUAUGAUGAUUGCUGCUGCUGUGGUAAAACAUAUGAUAGCAGUCGUCAAGUUUGCUGCAAUUGCAAUGUUCAAGGUAAAUGCGGACUACAUACGAAAUGUUGUAACGACAAGAGCUAUGACCCUGUCCUGAACAUAUGUUGUGACGGUGUUCUUAAGGCAAAGAAGUUUGGAGAUAAGACUUACUGUUGUGGUACACAUAUUUACACACCUACUGAAGCCAUUUGCUGCGGUAAAUAUGUGAGAAUGAAAUACGGAAUGCCUGAGUGGUAAAAAUUAUGAGAUGGAGAAAUGAUUUGUUUUCGGAUUUUUUUUUAAACUUUGCAUCACUCAUUUCAUUUGACAUAUGUACGUCUAUAAUACAUAUGGCUUUUCAUGAUAUUAAAUCUUAAGUUUAUAAAUAAAACAGAAAUGUCGCCAAGUGGUCUUUCUUGUGUGAAUUAUUCAUUUAUCAUUAUUGCAUUGCGACAAUUUAUACUAGUUGAACUUCAUACUGAUAAUGUAGAAAUAAAACACCACAUGUAUGCCAUAAAUAUUUUAAGUUGAAAUGUGCUCACAGAGUUCAGAUACAUACCAUUCACGGUACGAAUGAAACUUUUUCUGUUACACUUUACCGUGUUUAUUUUUAUCAAUUUGCUAAGAAGUUCAAAUCUUUAACAAUAAACGGAAAACUUAAAUAAAAUAAAAUAUGAAAAUUGUUAUAAUUUUUAUGCAUUUAUGUUGAUUUCAUUACGUCAAUUGUUUUAAAUAAUAUUCAUGGUGAAAGGUAAUUUAUAUAUCAAUUGCAUUUAUAAAUCAUCGCAUCAUAUCAUACAAACAGAUAAGGUUUAAGGAUUCAAUACAUUUAUUUAUUUUCAAUUUAUCUAUUAAUCUAUUUAAAGGGAUUGUUUCUUACAUUUUGACGUCUUAAUCAUAGUUGAAAAUGCUAAAUUUCACUGAAAAGGCACAUGGGUUGGCGAUCUAGCGAACACAUCGGUUUAAAAUCCCUGUUUUAUCAUUGACACCCGCCUAAUCUGCGCUGUUUAUAAUAUAACCAUUUAUUCAAGGGGUGGUUAGUUUCGAAAUCAUUUAAUCCAUUAACAAUAAAGGAUAUAUUUGAACUUUUACCUGAUUCAAACUAUAGCGUAUUUUCUUAUUUUUGUUCUAGGGUGAUAUGAAAAAUGCAAUGGCAAAUAAUUUGUAAAGAGAAUUGUAGUACCAGAAAUGCACGUAGUACCUAUCAUAGCAACUAUAAUGUUAAGAAAAAAAUUCUUGAUUCAAACUGUCACUAUUGUAUAAUCCAGUUUUAUUGAAAUGCAGCUGUGAUUAUUAUAGAUGUUUUGAAAAAUGUUUAUGCUGGUUUACCAUUCAAAAUUUAAGUAUUUAAAAAUUGUAUAUAUCAUUGUUACAAAAUUCUAUUGUUCUAGUGAUUCUACAUAUACGUGCGCUUGUGUAAAUAUUGGGAAUUCUAAUCAGUGAGAUAAAUAGGAGAUCAUGCAAUGUUAUCAAAUAAAAUCAAUUAAUUUAGAAA